Symbiodinium sp. CCMP2592 is the source of this 300-nucleotide messenger RNA. Lineage: Eukaryota; Dinophyceae; Suessiales; Symbiodiniaceae. The record is from the annotation of a GenBank genome assembly.
AUGGCUCUGUACUGGCGACUGCUGCCAACGGAGAUCCUCACACCGCAGGUCCUGAGUUUCGUGACGUUCAACUGUGCCAACUGGGCUUCCUGGCUCUCACAGUUCGUCAUAUUUGCCGUGUGGACCGUGACAUUUCCUGCGAUGUCCGAGCAACUCCAGGCGCUCAGCACUAUGGGAAUCAGCCUAAUUAUCGCCGCCUUUGGUUGGAUGGCGCCGAGAUCGCAUGAGUCCCCCAGGUUCCUACUCGUCGAUAUCAAGCUCUGCAUGUUCUUCAUUAGCCUCUUCUGCUCUGCGAGGUGA